Molecule: messenger RNA, 828 nt
Organism: Sodiomyces alkalinus F11
Lineage: Eukaryota; Fungi; Ascomycota; Sordariomycetes; Glomerellales; Plectosphaerellaceae
Product: fungal cellulose binding domain-containing protein
Exons: 2
Coding region: 1-828 (275 amino acids)
Molecular function (GO): hydrolase activity, acting on ester bonds
Source: RefSeq, a predicted model, not a curated record
AUGCGCAGCGGCGACUCGUACUCUCAGACAGGCUUCAACAUCGAUGGCGCGAAGCCCUCCCCGUCGAACCCCAUCGGCAACCCUCCCCUCCCCGGCUGGACGGCAAGCGGCGGACUGAACUGGUCCGGGUUCAUGCCAACCCACUACAACGCCUCGACGCUGCUGACGUACAACCUCGCCUACGGGGGCGCCACCACCGAUGCCGACCUCGUGACGCCGUACAGGCCGGACGUGCUGAGCUUCGAGGACCAGGUCGACGUCUUCACGUCGUCCCUUGGCGCGGACCCCCGGCCCGACUACGCCCCCUGGACGGCCGAAAACACGAUCGUCGGCGUGUGGAUCGGCGUCAACGACGUCGGCAACACUUUCUGGCUGGGGAACAAGGAGGAAGUCAUCACGAAUGUUGUCGACCGCUAUUUCGAGCUCGUGCAGGACGUGUACGAUGCCGGUGCCAGGAACUUUGUUCUUCUCACCGUGCCGCCAACCGACAGGUCCCCCAUGUUCAUCGCCAACAAUGGCCACCAGCUCGACGUCAUCAUCGAAACAAUCGACCUGUACAACGAGCUCCUCGAAUCUCGCCAUGCGGACUUCCAAGCCGCCAACGAGGAUGCCACGACCUGGCUCGUUGACACGGCGGGCCCGUUCAACGAGGCCCUGGAUCACCCGACCGAGUACGGCUCGCCGGAUGCCCUGUGCGAGAACUCGGACGGAACGAGCUGUCUCUGGUUCGAUUCCUACCAUCCCGGUGUGGCCAUUAACCGGCUUGUUGCCGAGGAGGUCGCGAACGUUGUCGGGGGUCCUUUCUUCAAGGGCCCCUUGGGGUGCUGA